Messenger RNA from Biomphalaria glabrata, 5905 nucleotides. Its product is annotated as thyroid adenoma-associated protein homolog. Bases 79 to 5847 code for a protein of 1922 amino acids. The record is from RefSeq and is a predicted model, not a curated record. The transcript is spliced from 40 exons. Gene Ontology annotation, cellular component: cytosol. Lineage: Eukaryota; Metazoa; Mollusca; Gastropoda; Planorbidae. Gene Ontology annotation, biological process: tRNA methylation.
UCAUAAAUGACAUAAACUUAAACAUUCUAAUUCUGUUAUGAGUAGUAUUAGAUCUAGAUCUAUCUAACAGAUACAAUAAUGAGUGAUUCAAUUAGAAAGAAGUUCCAGUCACUUGGUCCACCAAGUGAUUGUAAAUUAUUUCUGUCAAAUCUAAAGAAGAUUCUUGAAGAGGUUAUUGCUUUAGAUGACAUAAAUAUAAAGAAAAAUUGUCUUCAUAAAUUAGUUGAACUUUAUUUGGAAUGUCCUUCAAAAUUCCCUGUCAAGCGCCUUAUGGCCAGUUUUUUCCAAAACCUUGUUGGGGAAUUCAGUGACUAUGUCGAAGUUACACUUUGUGAAGAGCUGAUUAGACAUUUUAGUCUUCCGACAUUUCACUGUGACUCAUUGCAGAGAGUCAGACAUUUAGUAGAUACUGUUGGAUCUCUGCUUGAAAACUUUAAAAUGGGAGAAAAGUGUAUUAAUUUAAUAUCUAUGCAAGUCCUGAAGUAUUUGGUACAGGCAGAGACUUUCUUUCUGUCCCAAAUCCAAAGUGACAUGGCCAUAGUUCUAUUGCACCAAACAAUGCAACACUGUCAUGUGACCAUACAGACCAUCAAUCUAGUCCUGCAGAAGACAGUCUCACUCAUUGCCAAACAGCUUCUGGAGGAGCCAAGUUUGAUGAGUUCGAUGCUAGAUUUUGACCUGCAAAUCUUAAACAAUGAGACAUUUCUCUUGGACUGUAGAUGUUGUUGUUCAAUGAAUGCUGUUCUCUUGCUGCAGCUAGCAGUGCCAUCUGGUUUAUCCUCCAAUGAGCAAAUUGCUUCCCUUUUGUUCCCUAAAGCUUUUGGAGAACUUGUACCAGCAAAGAUAAGCUGGGUGACUGAGUCUCAGGCUGCAUCACUCAACAUGGACAACCUAUCUAUUUUAUCUUAUCUGGCUAUGUCUUUUGGCUACAUUGCCAUGGUAUCAGAAACGGCCAUCAGAACAAAUAUGUCAGAUGGGCAUAACUUUUAUUUAGAUUGUCUUUUGCCCAAUUUGCUUGAACAUGGGAAGAGAUGUAAUGACACUGCCAGCAAAUCUCUCUUUGGCAAAACUAUUAGUCUCUGGAGCUCAAGGCUUCACAUGUGCCUUGGUGACAGUCUUUGUGAGACUUUGGUGAAUACAUUGAGUAAUGAGACCAGGAUCUUGGAGAGUUUACUGGACUAUGUUUGGACACACUGGGAGGAUCAACUGGAUGUGAUCAGACAAAGUGCCAAGUCUGUGUUUGAAAAUGUUUUGAAGAUUCACAUCAAGAUUGCACACAGUGAUGCAGAGCCAGACCUAUUUAUUGCCACCAUCAUGGAACAUUUGUUCUCUGUCAGCUGGACUUGCAAGGGGAAAUUUAGUGCAUUGACCACUUGUGUACGUUUGCUUGGUGCCAGGCAGGUGUUGUCCCUUAGAUCAAAGCUGCCCUCAGAGAUUGUGGAUCAGUUAGAGGAGCAAGCACUGGCUUGUUAUUCAUCUGAGCUAUACUCCACAUUGUUCAUAACACAUCAUCAAGAACUGAAGUCAGUUGGAGAGACUGGCUCCUGGGAGGAAGGUUUCUUUUUCACCUGGUUGGAGCCAGUGGUCAAAGCUUUAUGCUCCAACAAUUCAAAGUUAAAACAAAACCUCAUUGAGUAUUUGUUAGUGAAACUGAUGAAACAAGGGGAUGAAGUUUUACAGUAUUUGAUUACAAGGUUGUCUGCAGUCAGAGACAGAGCUAGUUGUGGAGCUGUCAUCAUGUGUUUAAGAAAGGCCAGAACUUUAGGAUUGUUCAAAGCAAAACAAGAGUCUAUAGAGAAACAACCUUUAUGGUAUGGGUAUCUUCACCCUGAUGUUUUGAAGUCUGCUUUGUGUAGUUUUGACCAGCAGGUUCGUCUUGAUGCCUUUGGUUUGCUGUGUGAGAAUCACAAAACUACAGAACCAGUCAGCCACUUUGAAUUUACAAUGCUGAAGUUUUUCAUUCCUUGCAACUUGAACAAUCAGUCGCCAGCAUUUAGACAAUCAUUUUUGUCUUUGUCCAAGAAGUUUUUCAGCAGAUCAAAAGAAUCACUGGCUACCAUGAGAAAACACUUAAGUAAAAACCAGAAACAUGCAGAUUUUGAUGAAACAAUCCAAAAUUAUCAGAAAUUCUAUACAUGGCUGACCAACUACCUGUUGUCUUCACUGUAUCCUGGAUCAGCCUUUGCCAGGCGGACCACAAGUCUGGCCAUGUUGUCUUUACUCACAAAUAUAUUUGGCUCAGAUUGUGUUGAGUUCUCAGUCACACGUUUGUUGAGCCAUCAACACAUUCAGGUGCUACUGGAAUGUAUCUCAGACACUUUUGAGGAGAAUAAGAAAGAGGCUUUUAACAUUUUAUCUGUGUACAUGCAGCAAGCUGGACCACUCUGGAAUCAAAACCAACUGAAUCAUAUUUUUGAGAUAUCAAUGAUGUUAGCUUGCAGCACAAGACCUCAGGAUUGUGAAACAGCAGUCUACAACUUUUUGUUGAUUCUAAAGCAGCAAGAGUUACAUGCUGAUAUCUUUACAUUGCCAGAAACAUUGUCAAAUGGAGCUCCUAUCAGAAACACUGGGCUCAAACAUCCAGUUCUGAAUCUGCUGAAUGUUCUGUUGGAUCUGUUGGAUGAUGAGAUCUGUGUAGCCAAUCAAAGUUUGAUCACUGCCGCAGCAACCAGGCCAAUGUACCCUACACUGUUGUGUAUUAGAUACAUCAUGCCAGAGCUCAACUACCAACUUUUGGAGUCAGAAUACAUUCCUUUUGCAAAGAACUUUAUUCUUCAUCUCAUACAAAGUUGCCAGAACUUGGCUAAGAUUGUUUCCCCUGUUGUGCAGAAUUCAUCACCAGAGGGCAAUAUGCCUGAGAAUGUCUUGAACAGUUCAACAUUAGACAUGUCAGAUUUGUUCAACAUUGAGAGCAUUGGGCCAGUUUUAUCUGAGUCAACUGUAAAAGAGAGCCAGAUCCUUGUUGAAUCCAUGCCAGAAUAUCUGGUGGUCUGCUGUUGGCGUAGCAUCAAAGAGGUCUCUCUGACCCUUGGAAAACUGUGCCUCCAGGUUCCAGUCAACUUGAUUACUGAACAUGAAACAUUGUCACUUUUAACAUUUGAUCAGGUAAAGAUGAUUGGAGAUUACUUCAGUGAGCAGCUUUUAGAGUCCAUUCACCGUGGAGCUUUUGAACUGGCUUAUGCUGGCUUCCAGUUAAUGUGUCAGAUGUUAUGGAGUCAUCCCUUGGCUUCCUUUAAUCAUCUUCCCAUCCAGUGGCUAACACAAGUGAUGCUGGACAUCAAGUCAGAGGAUUCUGGAUCAAAAUUUUGUAUUACAAGACGCAGUGCAGGCAUUCCAUUUUUUAUUCAGGCCAUAACAUCAACAGAGCCAGUGACUGCUGGGAGGAAGUGUUUCCAUCAAGUAAUGAAUGAUCUUUUAGCUCUGGCUGUUAUUGAGGAGGGGGAAGAGAAGCAGACAAAGUACCAGGACUCACAGAUUCAUGCUGUGAACAUACUGGGAGCACUCUACAGAGAUGCCAGACUGGGGGAAGAUGUUUUGCCCUAUGUUGCUGAUGGAUUGAAGGCUUCAGUUCUUGGUUUCAAGUCAGAGCUUUGGGCAAUUAGAAACUCUGCCACAUUGUUAUUAAGUUCUUUGAUGACCAGAAUAUUUGGCGUUAAGAGAAGUAAAGAUGAAACAGACAUAUCCAAAAAAAAUUGUCAGUCUGGUCGAACUUUCUUUCAUCAAUAUCCAAGUCUGUACACAUUUCUCUUGUCUGAGCUGAAGGCAGCCACAGAUAACAUACACUCCAGUGAUAAACUUCAACUCCAUCCCAGUCUUUAUCCUGUGCUGCUAGUGUUGGGUCGCCUCUAUCCAUCCACUAUAGACAACCCAGACACCAAUAUGAGUCUAAGUGCUUUCAUACCUUUUGUUAUCAAAUGUGCCUCCAGUCCUGUUUACAAAACAAGAAUCAUAGCAUCUCUAGCUCUUCUCCCAUUGGUUAGAAGAAAUGAGGUGAUUUCUAUCAGCCAGACUUUAUUGGCUAACAUUCCAGAGUCUUAUAAUCAGCACAUUUCCAACAGCUUAAUUCAUGGCUCUUUGUUACAGUUGUGCCAGAUAAUGACGUUGCUACCAAGUCUAGACUCAGCUACUAAGGAAGACUACCUUAAUUUUAUGCUAUCAAACCUGAGCAACAGAACAUGGCUAAUUUCUAGUCAGAAUUCUUGUUGGGCUACCUGGCAACUGAUGCUCAAUGUAAUUGACUGUGUUCUAGAAAUGACUGACAGUAAAAGGUUUCAAAUGGAUAAAACUUCCAAAUUAUGGUCAGAUUUUGUGGCAUGUCUUUGCCAAGGUGAUAAAGAUUCUAGUUGUAUAUGGAAACCUAUGUACAUAUCAGUACAGCAAACAAUGGCAAAACUGUGUUUCAAAUAUUUAGGUCAGAUCUUCACCUACAGUAAAGAAAAUGUUGAGCCUCUUGACAAUGAGUCUUUACAGGAUUGUAAGGGAUUGAUGCUUAAAUUCUUGCAUUUUCCAUUCUAUGAAGUGCGACUGUGUGUCUUAGAUGCAUUAUUGUCAGCACUAGAUGAUGACUUCUUGCUGCUGAUUGAUGAUGAAGUGUCUGGUGCUGAGGCUAUUUGCACUAAAGUGACUAGUAUUUGUGAAAGUUCUACUUUACAUACAGAGAGCAGUGUCUGGUCAAACAAAAUGGUAAUAGUUUCUGUCGCUGGUGAGUUGUACAAUGACUUGAUGGAGAUUGGCCUAAACAGAGAAAACUAUCAUCUUUGUUUAGAAAAGGUUUAUUCUGUGCUAGCAUCUGUUCCCCAUUGUGCUGAAAAGUUGAUGAAUCAAAAUAUAGAUCAGAACAUUCAGUUAUUUGGUCAGUUACUUGAACAAAUGGACAGAGAGAGAAGACUGGAAGUGAAGGCAGCCAUCUUCAAGUUUUCUGCCCAGCUUGUGCCUGUCUUGUAUGACAAGCUGAAGAAACAUUCUGAAGUUUCCAAAGAGAUUUCACAUCUUUUGAUGGAAUGGACACAGAGGGUCAAGUCUUACUGUAAAAUUGAUGACAGUCCAGUGUUGCAAGUCAGCUGCUGUCAUGCCCUGAUGAACAAUGUCAGGACCAUCUUACUGGACUCAGAAGAUAAACUUGGCUCCAUGAUCUACAAUGCCUGGGACAGUUUAGCGUGUCUGCUACAAGAAGAUGACCUGGAUGUCAAAGAUAUUGCAGCUUCAAUCUUGUGUGCUGUUUGUAAACUUCCUUCAGGCGAAUUCCAUCCCAGUUAUGCCUUAGCUUGUCUCCCAAGUGUACUUCUGAAUGUGCAUGGAAAGAGAGAUUUAAAUAAAACCCUGAUAUGUCUGAUUGGUUGGAUAAUGGAAGAUUCCACUGUAGAUGUAAAGGAAUCCAGUGAAAGGCUUUUUGAUAAGGGUGAAAUGAACACUUACCUAGAUACAGUGAAUUUUACAAGAUUCAUAACUACUGCUAUCAGGUCAGUCUUUGGUGAUGACCUUGAGGACAACCACUUACUUUUUUACUGUCAUUCAGAGACAGCAAUCAAAUGGGUUGCUGACCCUAGGCCUAGAUUGGAUGAGUGCUUGAAAGAUGCAGCUCUAUCCACUCAUAUCCUCCACAACUUGGACAUUCUUAGACAGGGGCUGGAGUGUUUGCUGGUCAACUGUUUACAAAGUGAUCAGUAUCUGAAUGUAGGUCGAUACCUGUCUCUAUGCACCAUGGUGUUUAAAGCCAAAACACUCCUACAAAUCCUGUCCAGCUUAGAAGACAAACAUCCUUUAGACUAUCAGAUCCUAGAACUGAAGAAUCACCUUACUGAUGUAGUCGUCAAAUUUGAUCUCAAGAAUAUGUUGGCUGCUGCCUGAGUCUUUCAGAUUCAUAAUUUUAAAAUUUUUAAAUCAAUAAAGCAAAAAAAACAACAAA